GUCUGUGAAGUGCUGAUUAUAAACUCGCUGCUCAGUAGACUGCCGGAGUGGUCCCCACGCUUCAGAGCUGAGCUGAGCUGAGCAGAGGGAGAUCGAAGGAACAGCCAUCGCCUUCUUUAAACGCUCGCUGCGCGCAUCUACUUCGUCUACUUAAGCCGAAGCAGGUCCGUCUGCCCAAGCACUCGGGCAGGUAGGCAGCCAAGCAGAAGCAGCUGCCGUAUGCUUCCUCCCAUCGCCCACUCCCACUCCACUCCUCUGAUCCUCUCCCUCUCCGCAUCGAUCCAUCCGUCUCAUUUAAACGCACCAACACAAAACUUCACAACCCCACAUGCUUCCUACGCAUCCAUAGCAGCGGCGGCAGCGUCCGCACGCGCCCCCCAAUCGCGGCCACGCGCUCUUCUCUCGGCUACUCGCAGCCCGCUCUGCCCACUGACGCAGCAGCAGCAGCAGAGCUAGCUGGACCGGCCGAUGCCGGCAGCGAGAGGGGCGCCCGUGACGCUGCGGGACUUCCUGGAGCUCAGGUGCGAGUCCAGCAGCGACGGGUUCCGCUCCUACCCGCGCCGCCUCCCCUGCGACGAUGACGCCGGCGUCCUGCAGGCGCCCGUGCGCCUCCUCAUCGAGGCCCACCUCCGCCGGAGCCCCUCGCGGUCGCCGUCCUCGUUCUUCCUCCCCAAGAGCCCCGGCGCGCUCGCCAGGAUCUCCAGCCUCUCCCAGAGCUUCUCGCGGCGGAUCAGGGGAGGCUUUUGGAGGCGCCGCGAGGACGACGACGACGAGGUUUACUUCGACGAGCGGGACUCGUUUGGGCUCCCGUCGCCGCUGGUUAGCAGCUGCUCCGCGUCGGAGUCGGGGUCGGAGUACGGCGAGUCAGAGGCUGGCAUUACAGCAGAGGAGACGCCGGCGUCGGCGCCAGCAUCCGAGUGCGAGAAGUCGUCGUCGAGCUCGGCAGACCACGACUGCACGGACGCGCCCGGCGCCGGAGGACACGGGCAGAAGGCGGCGCUGGAUGGCGAUUCCGCGGUGGGGCGCAACAUGAAGAUGGAGGACAAGCAACAGCUGAGCCCCGUGUCCGUUCUUGAUUUCCCCUUCGAUGACGACGACGGAGACGAAGGAAGCGAUGCCUCGCCUUCCUUCCAGCACUGCCCAGCUGAUCUCCAAAGGACGAAGGCGCAGCUGCUGCACAAGAUCCGACGGUACGACGGCCUGGCGGAGGCAGUCGAUCCCGUGGAUCUCGACGCACGGUUCACCACCUCGGAGUCCGGAGAGUCCGUCGACGCACGCGUGCAUCUUGCAAGCAACUCCUGCACUACUGACAGUGCAACAACGACGGCGCCGCGCCACGGCGAGGAGGAACACCAGAGCAUGGAGCAAUCCGAAGAGCAAGAACCUGACGAAUGCCGGCUGCUUGGGCGACUGCUCGAGGACACGGCCGCCGUAGACGACAUCUCCGAGGCGCUCCUCCUCGACUUCUUCGCGGAGGGCGUGGGUUGUCAUCGUUCGGCGGCCGGUUCGGUGGUUGGGACGGUCAAGCCGACGGACGAUCUCAAUGCGGCGGCGCUGAUAGGAGUGGCCAGCGAGUGGCUGCGGGGCGCGGGGCCCCGAUGGGGCAUUGGGGACGUGGUGUUCUCCGGGGAGGCGGCGCUGGCGGACAUGGAGCGGAGCCGGCGGUGGAUGUGCGUGCGCGAGGAGGAGCGGGACGUCGGCGCGGCGGUGGAGGGACUCGUGAUGGACGGGCUGGUGACGGAGUUGGCGGCCUGGUGGUGCGGCGACAGGCGGUGGAACUAGGAAGUGCACCGUGCAUGUUGUGUGUGAACGUUAACUUGAGUGUUGACGUGACAAGGUUUUCAUCGGACAGGUCCACUCGUGGGCAAAACAGGCAUAUUCUAUACAUGUCCGAGCUAGUGGUUUAAUUUUUUGGAUUUUAGCUGGGAUUACGACCCAUGUAUGCAUCUCAAGGUGAAUUAGCAACUUCAGUGUUAGCACGAGAUCCAUGUGCUCAACAGAAAACCUGUAACGUUUGCAGAUAGAAAAGGAGGAACAUUUUGAA
Messenger RNA from Phragmites australis (common reed), 2044 nucleotides. RefSeq lists its product as uncharacterized. The record is from RefSeq and is a predicted model, not a curated record. The transcript has 3 exons. The coding region runs from base 469 to 1782 and encodes 437 amino acids. Lineage: Eukaryota; Viridiplantae; Streptophyta; Magnoliopsida; Poales; Poaceae.